AUGAUAUCUUCUACAUUCAUUGCUCCAGCUAGUAUAUCAGCCACUUCUCGACUGUGCUUUGGAGUAAGAGCGUAUUCAACAAAACCUGAAAAGACCUCUCUCCAGAAAUACUUGCAUGAUCCUGUUAAGGUGACUGUGAUACCAAUAACGAACAAAGAAUCUUUUAUUUACUAUAAACAUACCGAUAAUCUCUUUAAUAGCCAGUCUAAAAUACUUAAGACAGAAAAAUGGAUUGUCGAGAAAUCAGCGAAGCUUUGGAGAAAGCUGAAAAAGUCUCCUAAAUCAUACAAUAAAAAGAUAGUUUCCAUGGUCCAAUCUUUGCUGAAUAGCACGCCAUGGUCUGAAAAUAGUUUACUCACCAUACCAAGCGAAAGCUAUAUCUUGAAGAGAGUUAAGGGCGAAACGGAUAAGGCCCAAGAGAUUCGACUCACACUGAAAGAUUAUACAGUAAAAGCAGAACAGGUAGAUACUCAACCUUUGCACGUUUAUUACCCUUCCGAAAUUUCCAAUCCUGAUGAAUGCUUGAAGCAAAUGAAAAAGCUCUAUCAAGAGGGCUUGAUUUAUCAUAAAAAAUGGACAUUGUAUUGCAUUUUGGGGCUCCCGCUGACUAUCCCAUUAAUUUUGAUACCACUCAUACCAAAUGUUCCCGGAUUCUACCUAUCUUACAGAGCUUAUGUUAACAUAAAGGCCUACCUUGGUGCCAAACACUUGAAAAGCUUACUGGAAAGCUCGCAACAGAACUUAGAAUUCAGGGAGUUGUUAGGAUAUACAGAAGUAUAUAAACGUGGUAACAGUAGCCAUCCGCAGGGCACACAAGAAGAACCUAAUGGUGAAUCAGAGUUAUUGCUCAACAAAAAAACUCUACCUUUGAUCCUGGAUUUUUUGAAGGUUCACGAAUUGGAAAGCGACUUGAACAAAGUCAUCCUUCAAAAAUCGAAACCUCAAGAAGAGAUCAAAAGGUAA
Molecule: messenger RNA, 963 nt
Organism: Saccharomyces mikatae IFO 1815
Lineage: Eukaryota; Fungi; Ascomycota; Saccharomycetes; Saccharomycetales; Saccharomycetaceae
Gene: MRX19
Product: Mrx19p
Exons: 1
Coding region: 1-963 (320 amino acids)
Biological process (GO): proton transmembrane transport; potassium ion transport
Cellular component (GO): mitochondrial inner membrane
Source: RefSeq, a predicted model, not a curated record